AUGCAGACUGCUUCUACAAACAUUUGUGAAAGAAUGGGUCGCUCUCAGGAGCUCAGUGAAUUCAAGCGUAGUACCGUGAUAGGUUGCCUCCUGUGCAAUAAGUCCAUCCGGGAAAUUUGCUUGCUACUAAAUAUUCCACAGUCAACUGUUAGUGGGAUUAUAACAAAGUGGAAGCAACUGGGAACAACAGCAACUUGGCCACAAAGUGGAAGGCCACGUAAAAUGACAGAGCGGGGUCAGCACAUGCUGAAGUGCACAGUACUCAAAAGUCGACAACUGUCUGCAGAGUAAAUAGCUGUAAAGCGCUGAACAAACUGUUGGUGCUUUCAUGUGGCCUUCAGAUUAGCACAACAACAGUGUAAUAGAGAGCAUGGCCGAGCAGCUGCAUCCAAGCCCUACUUCACCAAGUGCAAUACAAAGCAUUGGAUGCAGUGGUGUAAAGCACGCCGCCACUGGACUCUAGAGCAGUGAAGACGUGUUCUCUGGAGUGACAAAUCACAUUUCUCUGCCUGGCAAUUCAAUGCACGUGUCUGGGUUUGUUGGUUGCCUGUCAAAUAUUAAAUCCAAUGCAUU
Staurois parvus is the source of this 573-nucleotide messenger RNA. Lineage: Eukaryota; Metazoa; Chordata; Amphibia; Anura; Ranidae. The record is from the annotation of a GenBank genome assembly.